Molecule: messenger RNA, 4251 nt
Organism: Oryctolagus cuniculus (rabbit)
Lineage: Eukaryota; Metazoa; Chordata; Mammalia; Lagomorpha; Leporidae
Gene: LMBRD2
Product: LMBR1 domain containing 2
Biological process (GO): adrenergic receptor signaling pathway
Cellular component (GO): membrane
Molecular function (GO): protein binding
Source: RefSeq, a predicted model, not a curated record
UGCUGACGGGUUUUCAUCCCCAGACAGCCCUCGGGCCUGCUGGUGACAGCCACCGCCGUCGCGUCCGAGCGUGGGUCCCAGAGCCUGGACUGCCGUGGCGGACACGGAGUUUCCCGUCCCUUCCACAUGCUGUCGAGCGAGAUCGGACGUGUACAAUUAUGAUCCAGAUGUGGAUGUGAACGAGUGUGGUUAGACUGAAUAUUCAAUAAUGAGUGGUGCAGCUUUGGGACUCGAGAUUGUUUUUGUCUUUUUUCUGGCACUAUUUCUACUUCAUCGAUAUGGAGACUUUAAGAAACAGCAUAGACUUGUAAUUGUUGGAACUCUGCUUGCUUGGUAUCUCUGCUUUCUUAUUGUCUUCAUAUUGCCUCUGGAUGUCAGUACGACGAUAUACAACCGAUGCAAGCAUGCUGCUGCUAACUCCAGCCCUCCUGAGAAUAACAACACUACAAGAUUACAUGCAACUGCUAAUCCAGCUCCAAGCCAACACCCAUGUUUUAAGCCAUGGAGUUACAUUCCUGAUGGAAUCAUGCCAAUUUUCUGGAGGGUAGUAUAUUGGACAUCACAGUUUUUAACAUGGAUUCUGUUACCUUUUAUGCAGUCAUAUGCAAGAUCAGGAGGAUUUUCCAUCACUGGAAAGAUUAAAACUGCUCUGAUAGAGAAUGCAAUAUACUACGGCACUUACUUACUGAUUUUUGGAGCAUUUCUAAUUUAUGUAGCUGUAAACCCACGUUUGCAUUUAGAAUGGAACCAGCUUCAAAUGAUUGGGAUUGCUGCUGCAAAUACAUGGGGUCUGUUUCUUCUUGUGUUGUUGUUGGGAUAUGGCUUGGUGGAAAUACCUCGAUCAUACUGGAAUGGAGCAAAAAGAGGUUAUCUACUUAUGAAGACUUAUUUUAAGGCAGCCAAACUCAUGACAGAGAAAGCAGAUGCAGAAGAAAAUUUAGAAGAUGUUAUGGAGGAGGUUCGUAAAGUGAAUGAAAGCAUCAAGUAUAACCACCCACUGAGAAAAUGUGUUGACACAAUACUUAAAAAGUGUCCUACAGAAUAUCAGGAAAAAAUGGGUAGGAACAUGGAUGAUUAUGAAGAUUUUGAUGAAAAGCGUAAUACUUAUCCAAGUGAAAAAAAUCUGGUAAAAUUGCAUAAACAGGUGAUUUAUUCAGUUCAGAGGCAUCGUCGAACUCAAGUACAAUGGCAGAUUCUUUUGGAACAAGCAUUUUAUUUAGAAGAUGUAGCAAAAAAUGAAACUACUGCUACUCGUCAGUUUAUUCACACCUUUCAAUCACCAGAGCCAGAAAAUCGAUUUAUCCAAUAUUUUUAUAAUCCUACAGUUGAAUGGUAUUGGGAAUGUCUUUUGCGGCCGUGGUUUUACAGAGUCCUUGCUGUGGUUUUGUCCAUCUUUUCUGUGAUUGUUGUGUGGUCGGAAUGCACAUUCUUUAGCACUACUCCUGUAUUAUCCCUCUUUGCAGUCUUCAUACAGCUGGCAGAAAGAACAUACAAUUAUAUUUAUAUUGAGAUUGCUUGUUUUCUUUCCAUCUUUUUCCUAAGUAUCUGUGUUUAUUCUACCGUGUUCAGGAUUCGUGUAUUUAACUAUUAUUACCUGGCUUCACAUCACCAGACUGAUGCUUACAGUCUUCUUUUCAGUGGCAUGUUAUUUUGCCGUUUGACUCCUCCAUUAUGUCUUAACUUCUUGGGUUUGACCCAUAUGGAUUCAACCAUCUCUCACCGGAAUACUCAGCCAACUGCUUAUACAUCUAUUAUGGGUUCCAUGAAAGUUUUAUCCUUUAUUGCAGAUGGAUUCUAUAUAUAUUAUCCUAUGUUGGUGGUAAUUCUCUGCAUUGCUACUUAUUUUAGUUUGGGGACCCGUUGUUUGAAUCUGCUUGGUUUCCAGCAGUUCAUGGGAGAUAAUGAUAUGACAUCAGACUUAAUUGAUGAAGGAAAAGAAUUAAUUAAACGAGAGAAGAGAAAGCGGCAAAGGCAAGAAGAAGGUGAAAAUCGAAGAAGAGAGUGGAAAGAACGUUAUGGACACAAUAGAGAAGAUUCCACAAGGAACAGAAAUACAUAUAUGGAUCUAAAAGAGUCGAACUUCUCAGAUGUUAGUACUAACCGGUCGGUAUCCAAAUAUACCAGGGCCAAUAAUAAGGCUGAAAGGGACCGAAUAGAACUUCUCCAAGAUGCAGAACCUUUGGAUUUUAAUGCAGAAACAUUCACUGAUGACCCUCUUGAAUCUGAAUCAGGGAGGUAUCAGCCUGGUGGACGAUAUCUUUCAAUGUCUCACAAUGGAAUGUUUGAUGAUGUCUAAAGUUUGAAAAUAUUUUAUAGAACAACUAUCCAAGAUUGACACAGCAGUUCAGUCUUUAUGAACAUCUGUGUGCCGUAUGGUUUCCUUUGUACUCUCAGUGUAAAGUGUCAAGAUUGGAAAAUAAAAAAAGGCACUGAGAAUUAAUUACAUCCUAGAGUGAUAGUUAAUUAUUCUCUGAAUACAGUUAUUACCUUUGCUAAUAGGACUUAUUACCAUACAAUUUCCUAGGUGUCUGCCUUAGCAGUACAGUUAACAGUGGAAGUAUUUAAUUCAAGGUAAACAUCAGUAUAUGUUGAGAACAGGUAGUUCAGUUUGUUUCAGAUUAAUUUUUUUCAGGAGAGUUAUUUUAAGUGUCCAAGGAAGCCAUAAGUCUUAUUAAAUAAUAUUAUAUAGUUUUAUUAUUGUGAUUUAUAUUUUUGAUGUUUCUAAAAAUGUGUUCAAUCUGUAUUUCCCAAAGAAAUAUAAGUGAAUGGAGACCUCAACAAAUAACCAUAUUCAUAAUACCCAUGUCUUAAACCAAGGCUUACUUACCUAGACAUAACUGAAUGUAAAAAGCUAUUUUUCAAAUCUGUUUGCAAAUUAAUGUGGUUUCUUGCAUGUAUAGUUAAGAUUAUACUUCAACUGAAAGUGUCUUUAGCAUGUGUAUUAAAAUCAGGUGAUAUAUUGUUCUUUCAUCCUUCAUAGGAACUGGAUUUUAUGCUUUGGUAUUGCUUUGUAAGAUUUUCAUUUCAGAGAGAAUUAUUCACCUUAAUCAUAUAGCCUAUUUAUUUCGAUGUUGAUCAUUCCACACAAGAAAAAAUCUUAAGCAUUAAUGAUUGUUUUGUCUUGUUUUAUUUUUUUAAAUAGCCAAAUAGCCCUAGAAAAUUCUCUUAAAGUAUAGGUGGCUGUUUGGCCUUUUGGGGAAAAGUAUCUUAUAUUCAAUGGUAAAAACUAAAUCCAUUUAUUAUUAACACUUCAAAUUAUGUUUUUUAGAAAACAACACUAAAAAUAGAAACAUGUAACAAUAGCCCAUUCAUUAAACAUGCUUAUUAUUUUUAAUUUAUUGUUUUACUGUUGUGUUUAAGCCAAAGUUAGAUAUUAUUUUCAAACACCAGUGUUUUAUUAUAAAGUAAACAUGGUUGAGUGCAACAUGCUUGGAGAGAGUUUUUUAUGUCCCUAAAAUGUUUGCAACUCUUAUAGAAUCCAUCCUACGCUGAGUGACCAUACUUGAGCUUGCCAAAGGUAGUCUCAGCUUAACACCUGUUAUCCUGCGAGUACCAGUGCUUUCACUCUCAAGUGUCACCCUAACUACAUGAUUAUAUAUUUCUUGAAGGUAAUCUUACCUUGAGUCAUACGUUUAAAUUUUUUAUUUUCCUCUUAAUUUAAUGAGUACUUUCAGGUAAAUCUUUUAAAGCCACAGUUCUAUGCAGGUACUGAAAGGAAUAUCUAUUAUCCCAAUCAUUUAACUUUCUUGAUCUUUUAGUUUUUAUUAUUUUGAGAUUAGAUCCUCUUUAAAAUAAUUAGAACUGUAUAGAUUACUCUCAAUUGAAGGUUGUAGAACAUACUUACUUGAGGAUACACACAUACACACACACACACCCUUUUGUAUUGUGAAGUGUGGUCAGAGAGCAGCAGGCCAGGCAAAGGAAUUUCAUACUGCUGUUAAUUUUGUGAUCAACUCAUAGAAUGCUUUGGGCAAAUUGUGUAACCCUUUGGUGCCUCAGUUUCUUCAUUUGCAGAAUGAAGAUGACACUUGCCAUUUACCUACUGAUCUACCUCACAAAAGUGUUGUGAGGGAUUAGAGUUAUGUAUAGGCACUGGAGAUUAAAAAGACAAAACAAAUCCUUAGCUGUGCUGUGUUAUUUUCCUAAUAGUACUUGAAGGUAUUAGAAGAGGGAAAUGAUUGUCCCAGAAAGGGGUACAGUUUCUUAUAAUUGCAGAAAAUCUUAGAAAUCCCCAAAGCAAAAACUUUUUUU